This is a messenger RNA of Ilyonectria robusta, 1521 nucleotides long. RefSeq names its product pyridoxal phosphate-dependent transferase. Gene Ontology annotation, biological process: carboxylic acid metabolic process. Gene Ontology annotation, molecular function: pyridoxal phosphate binding; carboxy-lyase activity. NCBI's taxonomy places the organism in Eukaryota, Fungi, Ascomycota, Sordariomycetes, Hypocreales, Nectriaceae. The record is from RefSeq and is a predicted model, not a curated record. Bases 1 to 1521 code for a protein of 506 amino acids. The transcript is spliced from 3 exons.
AUGAGCAACAUCUUCGACUACGAUGCCUGUGAGGGCCGCCUCGCGCAGCGUCGGACUCGCUCCGACCACGAGUACGGCACGCUGCCGGCCCUCGAGGAUAUCCAAGCUGCCCAAGCCUCCCUCCCACGGCCCGGGUCGCCGUCUUUCCUCAGCGGCCGCUCGGACAAGGACACGGUGGCGCACGUCGUCGACGACAUCGUCGCGGGACUCACCGGCCAGGCGCUGUCCCAGCGGUACUACGGCUUCGUCACGGGCGGCGUGCUGCCGCUGGCCGAGUGGGCCGACAAUGUCGUCUCGAUGAUGGAUCAGAACGUCCAGGUGCAUUUGCCCGAGCAGUCGAUUGCCACGUCGGUCGAGGAUGCCGCCUUGAGCAUGCUGGUGGCGCUGCUGAGGCUCGGCGACGAGGGGACCUGGAAGGGCAGGACGUUCACGACUGGUGCCACGGGGAGCAACGUGCUGGGGCUCGCGUGCGGACGGGAGGCUGUUCUUGGGAAGAAACUGGGAGGUCAAGGCAGUGUGGGCGAGCUGGGCUUGCUAGGGGCUUGCAUGAAGACUGGCGUCACCGAGGUCCAGGUCCUGACGAGCGCCGCGCACAGCUCCCUCUCCAAGGCGGCCAGCGUAGUCGGCUUCGGGAGGAGCUCAGUCAAAGACCUUAGGCUGAGCGAGGAGGAGCCGUGGAGACUGGACCUCGCGGCGCUGGAGAAGGCGCUUCGGGUUCCCAGGACAGCCAGCGUCAUCGCCCUCAGCGCGGGCGAAGUCAACACGGGUCGCUUCGCCAUCAGCGGCAUCGACGAGAUGCGGAAGGUGAGGGAAUUGGCGGACAAGUACGGGGCUUGGAUCCACGUUGAUGGCGCAUUCGGCAUCUUCGUUCGUGCUCUUGAGGACAAGGAUGAGUACAAGGUGCUUCACAAGCGAGUCGAGGGCCUUGAGCUGGCCGACAGCAUCACGGUAGACGGUCACAAGCUUCUCAAUGUGCCCUACGACUGCGGCAUGUUCCUCACUCGAUCUCACCUCACUCUGCAAUCCGUCUUCACCAACCCCAACGCCGCCUACCUCUCCUCCGGUUCCCAAGAUUCCAUCCCCUCCCCUCUCAACAUCGGCCUCGAAAACUCCCGCCGCUUCCGUGCCCUGCCCGCAUAUGUCGUCCUCCUGAGCGAGGGGCGCCCUGGCAUGGCUGGCUUGCUUGCCAACAUGGUCGAGCUCUCCCGCCAGGUGGCCGCCUUCCUGCGCUGCUCGGAGCACUACGAGCUGCUGCCCGACGAGAGUGCCGACCUCGACGAAAUCUUCAUGAUUGUGCUGUUCCGGGCAAAGGAUGCUGCGCUGAACGAGGUGCUGGUCGAAAAGAUCAACCAGACGAGGCAGAUGUAUGUCAGCGGGACCAAGUGGGAGGGACAAAAGGCGGUGCGAAUGGCCGUGUCGACUUGGAAGGUGGAUGUUGCCAGAGAUUACAAGGUUGUGACAUCGAUCCUGGCUGAUGUUGCGGAGGGCAAAGAAUUCGACAUCAAGAGCUGCCGAGAAUAG